CAUGUGAAAUAAAACGAUAAUUUAAUGUUUUAUUGCAAAAAUUAAUGUAAAUAAAAGAAAAGGGAUGAAAGCGAGUGAAAAACCCAGUUACACAACCUUCCAUGGUUGCGAUUGAAGGCAUUUUUUUUAAUUACCCAGUUUCUUAUUUAUCUUGCUUUCAGUCUUCUUUCCUUGUUUCACUGUCACUCAACCAAUUUCUUUCCUUUUAUUGGCCCAGAUCUCAGCUACCCAUUUCUCAUAUUCGGUCCCUAAUGGCAGAUCUCAGGUUUUCCUUCGCUGAAACUUUUCUUUGCAGUGCUUUUGCUGCUUGUUUUGCUGAGUUCUGUACCAUUCCUUUGGACACUGCCAAAGUCAGACUCCAGCUCCAAAAGAAAGCUGUUGGUGAUGAAGUUAAUUUUCCAAAAUAUAGUGGUUUGCUGGGUACUUUGGCUACCAUUGCUAGGGAAGAACGUUUGUCAGCACUUUGGAAAGGAAUAGUUGCUGGUUUGCAUCGCCAAUGCAUUUAUGGAGGUCUAAGGAUUGGGUUAUAUGAACCUGUCAAAACUUUAUUAGUUGGCGCUGAUUAUGUUGGGGAUAUUCCUUUGUACCAAAAAAUUAUUGCAGCUUUAUUGACUGGUGCUAUAGCUAUUACAGUCGCUAAUCCAACUGAUCUUGUUAAAGUUCGGCUGCAAGCGGAACGAAAAUUGCCUGCGGGGAUUGCUAGGCGUUAUUAUGGGACUUUGGAUGCUUACCGCACAAUAGUUAGAGAAGAAGGACUAGCGGCUCUGUGGACUGGUCUUGGACCCAACAUUGCACGAAAUGCCAUUGUAAAUGCUGCAGAACUAGCCAGUUAUGAUCAAGUGAAACAAACAAUUUUGAAAAUUCCAGGAUUCUCGGACAAUAUCCUAACUCAUCUUCUAGCAGGUCUUGGUGCAGGUUUCUUUGCUGUCUGUAUUGGUUCUCCAAUUGAUGUGGUAAAAUCGAGAAUGAUGGGAGAUACUGCCUACAAAAACACUCUUGAUUGUUUCUCUAGAACUUUGAAGAAUGAGGGAUUCCUUGCCUUUUACAAGGGUUUUGUUCCUAAUUUUAGCCGGCUGGCAUCCUGGAAUGUGGUUAUGUUUUUGACUCUUGAGCAAGCCAAGAAAGCAUUCCGGGGGGAAAUAUAUUAUGAUUGAUUUUAGUUUGCAACCAGGAAGACACACUGCUUGCUUAUUGUCCCUUGAAUUCUCAAGGAGUAAUUUUUUUUUAACAAUGAAUAAGGUAUGCAUUGCAUUGCCUUCUUCCUUUUCCUUAGAUAAAGUAGUGUUAUUGUAACUGUUUAUGUUACCCAGAAAUCUUUCAGUUUUU
This is a messenger RNA of Hibiscus syriacus, 1326 nucleotides long. Its product is annotated as mitochondrial uncoupling protein 2-like. Gene Ontology annotation, cellular component: mitochondrial membrane. NCBI's taxonomy places the organism in Eukaryota, Viridiplantae, Streptophyta, Magnoliopsida, Malvales, Malvaceae. Gene Ontology annotation, molecular function: oxidative phosphorylation uncoupler activity. The coding region runs from base 102 to 1154 and encodes 350 amino acids. Gene Ontology annotation, biological process: mitochondrial transport; mitochondrial transmembrane transport. The transcript is spliced from 9 exons. The record is from RefSeq and is a predicted model, not a curated record.